UGUCCACUGAAGAAAAUGAAUCUGUUUAAAUCACCAUUACAGGAGCUUAAAUCUGGAAUUGAUAAGGUUCAAGCUGAAUUAAAUGACAUACAAUCAGUGUUAAAAAUAGUUCCCCAACGAUGUCAGGAGCUUCUUUCUGAAUUACCAGAAGAGACUAAAUGUUCUAAAUUGAAAGAACAUUUGCAAAACAUUAUUAAAACAUGUAAUGAGGUUAUAAAAAACAUUACGGAUAUCAAACCUAGUGAUCCAUUGGCCUUCCCUGAAUUGCAAAAACACUUCCUCUCUGCUUAUGAGGCUGCCAGUCCUGCAUACAUCUGUCAGAAGUAUGGCAACAAACCUGGUGACAACUAUCACUUUGCCACCCUGUACGACCGAGCUAGAAGAAUGCCUCUCUACUCUGCUUACAAAAUGGACCGAAGUGGGACUCCUAAAAGGAAAGGAGGUAUAAUCAACUAUGAACCUCAGCUUGUGCACUGGGACGCUCCUGAAUCUAAGCAGAAAUCAAUAAGGGAUAUUAAUACAUUUAUUAAAGACCACAACGGGGUAAAUAAAUGCCCUGAAAGACACCCUGAUGUCCGUAUAGCGUACAAACUUCGCUGGAGCCAGGCAACCGAUGAUGACUUCACUUCCUUUGACCGAGGACACCUGAACCCUGCUGGUCACCACGCUGAAGGAGAUGGUUCUGAGGCCACCAUGACCUUUACCAACGUGGCACCACAGAGUAAAAUAAUGAACAAUGGGCCUUGGAAUGAUUAUGAAACCAAGCUGAGGAUAAAAUAUGGAGGUGACUUCAAAUCAGACAAAGACAUGGUUAGACUAGAGAUUACACAGACACAGAUACAGAACUGUCAUAAUCUGUAUGUAGUGACGGGGGUGGUGCCUGGGAACACAUGGCAGUUUGGGAGAGUUAAUGUUCCUAGUUACUACUGGAGUGCCCACUGCUGUACCAGGAUGGAUCAAAAUAAUGAGGUCCCUGUCCUGUCUGGAGGAGCUCUGUGUCCUAACAGAGAUGAUGGAGAGGUUGAAGAGUUUGAUAGCGUAGAUAAACUUGAAGUCAAACUUAAAACAUUAAUUGAAAAGGAACUACAUUUAAAGCUGAAUAAUCCAAUCCAUAUUUUUGAUAAAUGUGUGCCUCAACUAACACGAAGCAAGUCCCUUCCAUCAAUCCCAUCAGACUCUGUAGUUCCUUUGAAACCCAAACGUCCCAAAGAGUAUAAAUAACUCCACAUCAC
This is a messenger RNA of Esox lucius (northern pike), 1232 nucleotides long. RefSeq lists its product as uncharacterized. The transcript has 3 exons. The coding region runs from base 16 to 1221 and encodes 401 amino acids. The record is from RefSeq and is a predicted model, not a curated record. Gene Ontology annotation, molecular function: metal ion binding; hydrolase activity; nucleic acid binding. Lineage: Eukaryota; Metazoa; Chordata; Actinopteri; Esociformes; Esocidae.